AUGUCUUCAUCAUUAAUGUCAAGACGUCAAAUCACGACAACUUCUAGUUUUAUUGCUUAUCCUAGAUCUUAUCCAUUCAUUAGUAUGGAUCCAACUACAUUAGUAAUAAACGAAUGUAUGGCAAUGGCUUCUGCUAUGAGAAAAAUGAAUAGAUGGUCUCAAAGUGGCGUUGCGGCAAUUUUAGCUGCUGGUGAUAUAUUUGGUAGUAAUAAUGGGGAUGAUGAUGAUGAUGGAUUAAUAAGCAGUUUAGGUAUUACUUCAAGUGUUCAUCCAAAUGGUAAAAGUAGUAAUGAAAAUAGUCGAGGAGGAGACUAUUCAAGACAAGGAACGCCAAUUGGAGGAAGAUCAUCUACUGCUCAUAGAUCUUCUUCUUCUCAUGACAAUCCGUUAUUAGCUUCCUUUUUACAAUUGAAAUCAAUCCUUUGUGAAGCUACAAGUGUAGAUGAUAUUGAUAGCUUGACAUUAUUACAACCUUUCUUAAUGGUUAUUAAAUCAUCUUCAACUUCAGGUUAUAUAACUGGAUUAUCAUUAACUGCAAUUUCAAAAUUCUUAAGGUAUGAAAUAAUUUCCCUUAGAUCAAAAAAUUUGCAAAAUUCAUUAAUUCAAAUAAUUUCUUCAUUAACUCAUUGUCGUUUUGAAGCUGCUGAUCAAAAUACUGAUGAUGCUAUAUUACUUAAAGUUUUAAGAUUAUUAGAAGAAAUCAUUCAAAGUCAUUUGUCAGAAUUAUUACCAAAUGAAGUAAUUUCAGAAGUAGUUCAAACCUGUUUGUCUUUGGCAUGUAAUAAAAAAAGAAGUGAAGUAUUAAGAAGAGCUGCUGAAAUGGCAAUGGUUUCAAUUACAAUUAAAAUUUUCAGUAAAUUAAAAGAUAUUGAACCAGAAACUGAAUUUGUUGAUGAAUUAAAAACGGAUUUUUCAGAAACAAAAUUACCGGAAGAUAUUAUUGGUGGUACUGAUAUGAAACCAUCUGGUGUAAACACACCAAGAGAGCAGACCGUGGAGGCUCAGGAAGAACUCGAUGUGGGAGCAGCAACCGCAGAUAAGAAGGAAGCAAUAGUGGAAAGCAGCAACAAUCAAGAAAAUAAUACCGAAGAGUUUACUGAAGAAUCCUAUGGAAUUGUUUGUAUUAAUGAAUUUCUAGGAAUAUUAGUCUCGAUGAUUUCUCCUUCAAACCAAUAUCAACAUAUGGAAAGUACAAGAGUAUUUGCUUUAAACUUAAUUAAUACCGCAAUUGAAGUAUCUGGUUUGGUAAUUGCUGUGCAUCCUGCAUUAUUGACUUUAGUAUGCGAUCCAAUCUCAAAAUAUACAUUACAAAUUAUAACAACUACCGAUUCACCUGCACUUUUAAAAGCUUCACUUCAAUUAUUUACAACGAUGGCAAUUGUAUUAGGUGCACAAUUAAAACCACAAUUUGAAUUAUCGUUAUCUUUAAUUUUCCAAUCUAUUUUGCCAGAAUCGACAAUUACAAAUCAAAGUGAAAAUAUCAAAGGAGCUAGUAUUUCCAUUAGAAAUCCACAAUCUAAAGAAUUAUUGAUUGAAUCUUUAAGUUUAUUAUGGACAAAAUCUCCAGUAUUUUUCACUAGUCUUUUUAUUGAUUAUGACUGUGAUUUUGAAAAAUCUGAUUUAGCAACUAAGAUUUUGGAAUUUUUAUGUAAACUCGCUUUACCAGAAUCGGCAAUAGUUUCCACUGACAACGUUCCACCAAUUUGUUUAGAAGGAAUUUUAUCAUUUAUUGAUUGUACCAAUGAAAGAGCCAAAUCAUUGGGGAAAAAUAAAAACCUUUUACCAUUACAUGAACUAAUUGAAAAAAGGAAAAAGAAAACAGCAUUUGUUAGAUGUACAGAUAUCUUAAAUGAAAAACCUCUGCAGGGGAUUAAAUCAUUAGCAACUGAAGGUUUUAUUAAAGAUGAAAAUGAUUUACGUGAAGUUGCUGAAUUUUUCUUUUCAAAAUCUGGUAGAUUAAAUAAAAGAAUGUUGGGAGAAUUUUUAACAAAACCAAGUAAUUCGGAAUUAUUUGGACAUUUUAUAGAUUUAUUUGAUUUUACAGGUUUAAGAGUUGAUGAAGCAUUAAGAAUCUUAUUGAAAACUUUUAGAUUACCUGGAGAAUCCCAACAGAUUGCAAGAGUGGUUGAACAAUUUGCUACCAAAUAUGUUAGUUGUUAUACAACUUCUGAGCCCCACCCAAGUACUCCUUCCAAACGAAGUAGUGUAACCAGUGAGAAUUUUGAACAAGUUAGACCUGAUGCCGAAGCUGUUUUUAUAUUAUCAUACUCAAUUAUUAUGUUGAACACUGAUUUACAUAAUCCACAAGUUAAAAAACAAAUGACUUUUGAAGAUUAUAGAAGAAAUAUUCAGGGUAUUUAUAAUGGUGGCGAUUUCCCAGAAUGGUAUGUCUCAAAAACAUAUCUGACUAUUAAAGAUCGAGAAAUUAUCAUGCCUGAAGAACAUCAUGGAACUGAAAAAUGGUUUGAUGAUGCUUGGAAUAAUAUGGUUUCAACUCAAGAUUUUAAUGCUGCUCAUCAACCUGAAUAUGAUUUUAGUAAAGUUGAAUUAUGCCAAUUUGAUAAAGAAUUAUUUGGGGCAAUUGUGGAAAAAUUGAUUGAUACGAUAUUUAGGGUAUUCAAAGAAGCUUCUGAUGAUCAUAUCAUUACUAGAUUGAUGUCUUCGAUUGACAAAAUUGCAAAUAUCUGUUUACAGUAUGGAUUAGAUACCUUCACAGAUAAAUUAAUUGAUUCUUUAUCGGAAUUAAGUUCCUUGAUGAAUCCAGGGGCAAUCCAACAAAUGUUGAACAAUGAUGAAACUGUACGUACUGAAAUCCCAAUUACUCAAAUUAAGAUUGAAAAGAAAAAUGAAGAAAUUACAGUUAGUGAUUUGGCAGUAUGGUUUGGUCGCGAUUUCAAAGCACAAUUAUCAGCGGUUGUUUUAUUUAGACUAAUUAAAAAGAAUGAUUGUCGAGUUUCUGCAUCUUGGAAUAAAGUUAUACAAAUAAUAUUAAGAUUACUUGAAAAUUGUUUAGUGAAUCCUAAUUUAUUCAGUGAAUUCCAAAAGAAAAUUAAGCUUCCUCCAUUGCCUAAAGUAAAACCACGUUUUAUUAUCAAAAAGACUAAACCAUUAAAUAAUUCAGGUAUUUUAUCUACAUUUUCAUCAUUUUUGAAAGGCUAUUCGGAUGAACCUCCAGAACCUACCGAUUCGGAAAUUGAAUCAGCAUUAUCAACAAUUGAUUGUGUUAAAUCACUUAAUAUUGCGGGUAUAUUUGGGAUCAUUUCAAAAAGCGAACCAGAUGAUUUGAAAUUAUUUGUGGAAUUAUUAUUGAAUGCUUUACCUGAACAUUCUGAAAAGACAAAAAGAUUUUAUGAAACAGAGACGUUAUUCUUGUUGGAGGUUUGUGUGUGCUUCUGUUUGUUAUUGCAUGAAAAGUCUUUAAUUGAUAAAGUUCUUGCCAAACUUGAUCCUCAAGAGAUAUCCAAAAAGGGACAAUUAAGAUUAGUGACAUACAAAUUAUUGUUGAUUAGAUAUAGUGAAGGAACAGAUAUGUUGGUACCAACGAUUAAAUCUUUGGAAACAUUUGAUAAAGAAAUGAUUAGCAAACAAGGUUCACAAAUACUUCAACCGUUAUUAUCUUUAGUUGACGAUGACUCAUGGUGUUGUAAAUCUCUUCUUAAUGAGGAAGAAUACUGGAAGUCUUUAAGAUUAUUUGGGUCUAUUCAAAUAUAUGCCAAUGAUGUUCUUCAGUUUGUUGAAGGUAUUAUAUUAAAUGCAUCUGGAGAUAUUACUCCCCAGAAUUAUGUUUCUGUAUUGGGGUUGUUGGAUGAGAUAUCGUCCUUGGGAGCAAUUGGAUCCCAAUUUGAACAAGAGAAUGAUAAAUUGGGAAAUCCACUGAUUGAUAAUACAUAUUUUAAAGAUUUGGUCCAGCUUUCGAAAAGAUCUAUCAAGUUAACUUCAGAAUUGGGUCCAAUCGUAAGACGAGAAGAAUUUAGUGAAAAGGGAAUGUCAUAUUCUCUUUUGCAAGCCUUAGCUCAUCAAUGUUUUAAUCCUUGUCGCGAGGUCCGAGACUUUGCUGUGAAAUCACUCCAAACAAUAUCCUUGUCCCUCGAGAAUAAUGAUGAUAUAUCUGCCUUUGGGAUUUUUGAAUAUGGAUUACUCCCAUUAUUAACUGAAUUGACCAAAUUAGACAUAAUCCAAACUGAUAUUAAUGGAUUUUCCAAAACGCAAUUUGAUUCAUUUUCAUUGGUUAGUAAAGUAUUUUUAAAGCAUAUUGAUGAUUUUAAGGAUAAUGAAACUGAAAUUGUCUGGAUGAGUUUAUUAGAAAAUUUUGCAAAAUUAUAUGAACUUGAAUCUAAAAAUGAACGAUCAGAAUUUAAUGAAUCAGGUUCAGAAUUGUUAAAAAAUAUGAUAUUGGUGUUACAAAGUAAUGAAUCAUUAACAGAAGCAAAACAAGAUCUUUGGAAAAGUAGUUGGGCAAUAAUUGGUGCUAUCUAUCCAGAAUUGAAAAAGGAAUUCAAUGGAGAACCGGUAGAUGCAAGUGAUGUACAAGAAAAAGAGAAAGAGGCUGAAACACAGAUUCAGCUUGAUGACGAAUUUCUUCCUGAUAACUCUGAACAGCAGGGAAAAAGCCAACAGCAGUAG
This is a messenger RNA of Hemisphaericaspora subhashii, 4623 nucleotides long. RefSeq names its product Arf family guanine nucleotide exchange factor (gene GEA2). The coding region runs from base 1 to 4623 and encodes 1540 amino acids. Lineage: Eukaryota; Fungi; Ascomycota; Pichiomycetes; Serinales; Debaryomycetaceae. The record is from RefSeq and is a predicted model, not a curated record. The transcript has a single exon. Gene Ontology annotation, molecular function: guanyl-nucleotide exchange factor activity. Gene Ontology annotation, biological process: regulation of ARF protein signal transduction.